CUUUGUCAAACUCAUUAUUAUUUUAAUAAUUAAAUAUUUCUCUCUCGCACACACAGUACACGACAGUUAUGCUCCAAAAUCUCGAUCCCGCAUUUAUGUAUAGAAAUAUAUUGAUAAUAUUCGUAAGUAUAUAUUAGCCGUGCUAGCAACGGUCAUAUGAUCCUUCUCCCCCUCUCUCUCUCUAACCACUCAUUAAGGCCACUUGGUUUUCUCUCUCUAAACAAUAUAGCUCACUCCUAAUUUCAGUUCCCCUCUCUCUCUACACGCGAACGAAAUCAUAUCGGAGAGGCAAGGUUUCGACGAUAAAUCAUUUUUUUCUUCACGAAAUUAGGGUUCAAUAAGUGCAAGAAUUGAGUCGACGAUGUGAAAUGGUAACCGCCGUUGCGUCCACUCCGAAGCAGCGGCCGUCGCAGAAUCCGAAGCGGCCGCCGUUGCUGCCGUCCGACUCCGACAAUGCGCCCACGCGCCGCCCCAGAGCUCGCGAGGUCACCUCCCGGUACUUGUCCCUCUCGACGUCCUCUUCCUCUUCCAAUUCUUCGGCGUCGACCAAUACGACGUCGUCCUCCGUCACCUCCGGAUCGUCAAUUUCGUCGAGGAGGUCUCAGUCUCCCAUGCUCGGCGGCAGAGCCACCGCCAUCGCCACUCCGAAGACUCAACAACGGGCGAUUUCUGCUGAGAGACGUCGUCCGCUGGCCGCAACGGCGACGCCGACCAAUGCGGAGAAAAUGUUGGUGAAAUCGGUGCGGAGUUUAUCAGUGUCGUUUCAGGGGCAAUCGUAUUCCCUGCCGGUGAGUAAGGUGAAGCCGCCUCCGGCGGCGGUGGGAACUCCGGGGGUUUCUAGGAAGGGAACGCCGGAGAGGCGGAAAGCAGGUGUCACUCCUGUGAGAGAUCGAACAGUGAAGGAUAGAGACACCCCGAGGCCGAUCGAGCAGCAACAACAUCUUUGGCCUGGUAGAUUACGCAGCGAGAAUCCGAGUUUACUGAGUCGAAGCUUGGAUUACGGUACAGACAGAGCGAAAUGGAACCGAUCCAGCCCUGCUAUUUCGGGAUUGAGAAAAUCUGUGAAUUCUGAAUUGAAGCUUGAGGAUAGAGAAACGGAGGAUCCAGCGGUUAGCGACGACGGUCGAUCGGGAUUAGGAGGUUCGUUGAAUUCGGAUGUUGAGAGUGUCUCUUCUGAAGGCACCGCGUCAGGAAAUGCGACUCAAUUGAGAGGAGGGCCGCGUGGGAUGAUUGUACCAGCAAGAUUUUGGCAAGACGCUAGCAACCGAGUUCAGAAAGUACUAGAUCCUGCUUCACCCUUAUCAAACAGUGCGUCGAACAGAAUAACUAGCUCAAAGAAGUUUCAAAACGAUAGUCCUGUAUCGUCACCGCGGGAAGUUUGUUCGACAAGGGGUCCUUCGCCUCUUCGAGGGGGUAGCAGAGCAGCUUCACCGAGCAGGGCCAUGACUUCGGGAAGCGGUGCUCUGUUGAGGGGCAUGGCUAGUCCAAUAAGAGCUAGAAAUGGCAUAGGGAGUAUGAUGAAUGACAAUAACAUGUGUAGUACGCCGUCCUUGAUAAGCUUUCCCAUUGAAUUGAGGAGAGGAAAGUUGGGAGAAAGUCGAAUAGCUGAUGCGCAUGACUUGAGGAUGCUGUAUAACCGGCUGUUGCAGUGGCGAUUAACUAAUGCAAAGGUAGAGGAUACCCUUUUGGUGCAAAAACAUGCAGCGGAGAGAAACCUCUACAAUGCAUGGGUGAACACUUCAAAAUUGCGGCACUCUGUUAGGUCCAAGAGGAUUGAACUGCAAGCAUUGAGGCUCAAUCUGAAGCUUUAUUCUAUAUUAAAGGAACAAGAGCCACAUUUGGAGAGGUGGGGUCUGCUAGAUAGAGAUUACUGGAAUUCAGUUUCUGGUGCUAUAAAAGCAUUAGAGGCUAGCACUGUCCGUCUUCCUAUUGUUGACGGUGCGAGGGCUGAUGUUCAUAAGGUUCAAGAAGCAAUAUAUUCAGCUGUCGACGUAAUGCAAGCAAUGGAAUCUUCAAUAUACUCUUUGCAAUUGAAGGUGGAGCGGAUGAACUCAGUGACAACGGAGCUUUCCAAGUUAAGCGCAAGAGAGCAUGGUUUGGUAGAGCAAUGCAGAGAUUUGUUCUCAACAACAUUCGUACCCUUACAGGUCAUAAAUUGGAGCUUAAAAAUCCAAGUAUUGCAGCUUCAUAGCUCAGAAGAAAGAAAGCCUAGCUAACAUUCUCAUCUCCAUUUACGGCUAACAUUCAACAGGAAGAUGGUAGGUCGAAUAGUAUCUUUCCAUAUAUGUCUCAUUAUUUGAAGCCAAAAGAUGAUAGGAGUUCCUAAUUUCGGUUGCUUGUAAAACUUACUCCUCUUCAUUCCCCCAUCAAAUAUAUAUAUAUAUAUGUGAAUAUGCAUGUUUCACUAAA
Messenger RNA from Salvia miltiorrhiza (redroot sage), 2409 nucleotides. RefSeq names its product QWRF motif-containing protein 2-like. Gene Ontology annotation, biological process: centrosome cycle; spindle assembly. The transcript is spliced from 6 exons. The record is from RefSeq and is a predicted model, not a curated record. NCBI's taxonomy places the organism in Eukaryota, Viridiplantae, Streptophyta, Magnoliopsida, Lamiales, Lamiaceae. Gene Ontology annotation, cellular component: centrosome; cytoplasm; nuclear microtubule. Bases 369 to 2216 code for a protein of 615 amino acids. Gene Ontology annotation, molecular function: microtubule binding.